Molecule: messenger RNA, 2255 nt
Organism: Mesocricetus auratus (golden hamster)
Lineage: Eukaryota; Metazoa; Chordata; Mammalia; Rodentia; Cricetidae
Gene: Sbk2
Product: SH3 domain binding kinase family member 2
Exons: 4
Coding region: 326-1369 (347 amino acids)
Biological process (GO): peptidyl-threonine phosphorylation; peptidyl-serine phosphorylation
Molecular function (GO): ATP binding; protein serine/threonine kinase activity
Source: RefSeq, a predicted model, not a curated record
AGCCCCGCAGGGCAGGGCACUACAGGCACUAGGCAGAAAGGGGUCAGACAAGCCUUGAAGAAGGUGAGGUUUUGGGGCUCUCAGCCCAGGUCAGAAGUAAGGCAAGGUUAACCGUCUUGAGGUAGGCUGCAGUUGAGCAGGAUUUAAAACAGGUGGCAAGAGUUCUGGACCCCUCAACGGGACAAGACGCACCUUGAAGCAAUUGAAUGCUUGAGUGUUGGGGCCAGGGUCUGAGCACCCCUCAAGUUGUGUGAGUUACAGAAGUUCCUGGGACAGUAAGAAGUUACGGUUUGGACCCUCAGGUCUGAGGGAGGACGACUGGGAAAUGCCAGGCAAGCAGUCGGACGACGGGCCGAUGGAAGUGGCAGCCGUGGAGGACGGAGGUGACGAAGGCCUGGGGGGCCUCACAGUGGAGGAGCUGCAUCAGGGCCAGGAGACCGCCCUGGCCCUGGAAGACAUGAUGGCUUUGAGCGCCCAGACCCUGGUCCGCACUGAGGUGGAGGAGCUGUAUGAGGAAGUGCGUCCCUUGGGCCAGGGCCGGUUUGGCCGUGUCCUGCUGGUCACUCACCGUCAGAAAGGAACACCCCUGGCACUGAAGCAGCUCCCCAAGACGUCCACUUCCCUCCGUAGCUUCCUGUAUGAGUUCUGUGUGGGCCUCUCCCUUGGCACGCAUCCGGCCAUCGUGUCUGCCUACGGCAUCGGCAUCGAGUCAGCCAGUUCCUACAGCUUCCUGACAGAGCCCGUUCUCCACGGGGACCUCAUCACCUUCAUCCAGCCCAAGGUGGGUCUUGCCCAGCCAGCAACCCAGCGCUGUGCAGCCCAGCUGGCCUCGGCCCUGGAGCAUAUUCACUCCCAGGGCCUGGUGUACCGGGACCUGAAGCCGGAGAACGUGCUGGUGUGUGACCCAGACUGCCACCGAGUCAAGCUGACGGACUUUGGCCACACGCGGCCCCGAGGGACCCUGCUGCGACUCACUGGGCCUCCCAUCCCCUACACUGCUCCUGAGCUGUGCGCGCCACCACCCUUCCCCGAGGGACUACCCAUCCAGCCUGCCCUGGACGCCUGGGCUCUAGGAGUCCUGAUCUUUUGCCUUCUUACCGGCUACUUCCCCUGGGACCAGCCCCUGGUGGAGGCUGAUCCUUUCUUUGAGGACUUUCUCAUCUGGCAGGCCUCGGGCCAGCCCCAAGACCGGCCCCAGCCCUGGUAUGGCCUGUCACCCGCGGCAGACGCUCUCUUGUGGGGGCUGCUAGACCCUCACCCCAGGAAGAGGAGCCCUGUGAGCUCCAUCAAGGGCUACCUAGGCCAAGCCUGGAGACAGAGGGAGGGGGAGGCUGAGCAAUUGGCAAAGGAGCUGAGGGAAGAUGGGUAAUGAGGAAGCCACGAGGCUUGGAAGGGGGAGCAGCCUGCAUGCCGAGACCUGCUUAGCCUGCACUGCCUGGCUGGGGCCUCCUCUCUGCAAUCCCUCUGCUACCUGUCCUGUGUGUAGAUUGCGUCUCUCCUUUAUGCUCUGUGCGUGUGUGCAUGUGCGCGCUCGCACACACACGCGUGCACGUUGGGUGAAGGUCAGAGGACUUUGGGGGAGUCAGUUCUAUCCUUCCAUAUUGGGGCCCACUGAAUUCUUUAUCAGUCUUCAAACUCCCUUCCCUAUGGGAGCCGUCUCUGGUCUUGAUCUCUGGAUCCUCCUGCCUCAGAAUCCCGAGUCCUGGGAUAACAGGCACGCACGGUGCUCAGCUCUCCUGCAUAGCCGCGCACCGUCCCGCCCACCUCAGAUAGCCUCCCCUAUAAACCCCAGGUAGGACGGCCACCAGCCCUGGACGGCGUGAUCCUAGACCCCUCCUCUGUCUACUGUGCGUUCCUGGUGUGCGCUGUACCCCUUCUAACCGUAGACCCUCCCGGAGGGCGGGGCGCCGUCUUGGCUCCCGAAGGACUGCCCCCUGCAUCCUCAGAGCGGUACCCAGCCUGCAGCAGGCAACCAAAUCAUCAGGCACAUCCGUCCAUCGGUGCCUCUCUCGCUCCUCGCCGCUGUCUUCCUGGCUUUGUCAUCCCGUCUUCUCUCAUGGGGCUUCACGGCACUCAGAUGGGCUCCAGCUUUUUUUUUCUCCCACCAACCUGCAUGCUGGGAUACCGCCAUGCCCCCGCCACGCCCCUCGGACACCGCCACUCCACGCCCCCCUAUCAUCACGCCACACCCCCCCACCCGAGUGAGGUCCGCCUGCCUCAGCUGCCCUCUGCAAAUAAAGUCCCCCUGACAACUA